AUGGAUAAUGAACAAAUUAAACCGGAUAAUGGGCAAAUUUAUCCUGAUAAUGAGCAAAUAUCAAAGUUAAGCUCAUCCUACGUAAGGUUAAUUGGGAUCUUUACGGGGAUGGGAUUUAGCCUGAAUAUCAUAAUCGGUAGUGGCAUUUUUGUAACACCCGGCGACGUUUGGAGGCUAACGGGAUCGCCAAUUGUUAGUCUUGUCUUUAUGAUUUUGGGCGGACUAAUUAGCUUCCUCGGUUGUCUGAUUUAUGCUGAGCUGGGCUCUAUGCUUCCUAGAGGAGCGGGGGAGCUCCGCUACCUCGAGGAGGCCUUCCCAAACCAUCGGAGCAUUAUUGCACACACGUUUUCUUAUGCCAUGUUAACUGAAAUUCGAUUACUAUCAGUGGCCACCUUGUUUAUUAUUACUCUAUAUAAUGCUGCUAAUAAUAAAUUAGCAGUUCAUGUAAAUCAAACACUUGCCAUAUUCAAAGUUAUGGCAAUGUUUUCUUUCGCUGUUGCAGGAAUAAUAAUUGGCUCAAACAGAUAUCAAGGGACAAAUGCGUUUCAUAGCACAAUAAAUAGGAAUAUUACUCCUGUAGAACAAAUUGGAAGCUAUGCUGAUGCUAUGAUAAAGAUUUCGUAUAUUAUGGUUGUAAAUCCUGACGAUGCUACCAUUAAUCAUGAUGGUGAUGCCAGCCGUGUGAUUGCCGUAUUUUUUGGCGAUAAUCUUGAUAAAAAUAUAGGCAGAAAACUUAUUUCUGCCUUUAUUUCAAUUUCAUCCUUCGGCGCCGUUAGUUCAAUGUGCUUCACUGGGGCUCGAAUUAUCGUUUACUCUUCACAAUCGAAGUUCAUACCUAAAUAUUUUGCUGAGUGGAGUUUAUGGUUUGUUCCUAAAUAUUUUGCCAAAUGGAGUUUCUUAUUUAACACACCGACGAGAGCCCUAUUUGCACAGUUUAUUUAUUGUGCGAUUUUGAUUAUGUUCUUUCCAACAAGUAAGCAUUAA
This is a messenger RNA of Racocetra persica, 984 nucleotides long. The record is from the annotation of a GenBank genome assembly. NCBI's taxonomy places the organism in Eukaryota, Fungi, Glomeromycota, Glomeromycetes, Diversisporales, Gigasporaceae.